Molecule: messenger RNA, 2625 nt
Organism: Caenorhabditis sp. 36 PRJEB53466
Lineage: Eukaryota; Metazoa; Nematoda; Chromadorea; Rhabditida; Rhabditidae
Source: the annotation of a GenBank genome assembly
AUGCUCGAGAUCUCGUUCUCCACUCCCCAAUGGCUUCUCGACUUUUACCACGUCAUCACCGUUCUCUCGGCCAUCACAAACUCGCUGGCAAUCUAUUUGAUUGUGUUCAAAAGCGGACACAUUGACAGCUUCAAACACUUUCUCUUGUGGUUCACGGUAUCGAUCUCCACAGUCUUUGAGCGCUAGAAGUAGGACCAUUUAGUUCAGAUUUGCUGUCUGUUGUCCGACUUUUUCAUGUUCUUCCUGAUGCAGCCGAUUCCGUUGCUUCCCAUCUGGGGCGGGUACAUCAAUGGCCCGUUUUGGACGGUUUUCCGGGUGUCCUGUCAUAGAGCAUCGGUGAUUCACCUUCUACAAUUGAAGUCUUAAAUGCGCUUCCAGAUGAUCAGUGGUUUUAUGAUCGGCCAACAGUUUGCCGCGUUGACACUAUGUUUUGUACGCAAAUGGCAGGCCAUUUCGAAAAUAGACUCAACAUCUCAAGUCUCUAAUGCCAAAGUUGUGGCGGUGAUCGUUCUGACGCAGUUUUUGAUUGUCAUCUGGUUGAUGCUUUACUGCCUCACAGGAAUUGAUCGGGCGGAUGCUUUGGAAAUGAUCAAAGCUGUAAGAGUCCAGAUCACAUCUUAAAUGUCUCAAAUUAGUUCAGAACUAUCCAACUCUUCUGGAACGAUUUCUGGAGCUCGACGACUUUCAACUGUACACCGCCAACCCGAUCACCAUUUGUUUUCUCGUUUUCGCUGCCGCGUCAGCCGCCGUUUUCAUCACGAUCAUCGCGGUUUCCACACUUCAAAUGCUGAAAUUACUCCGGAAUCUGGAAAUGCACGUCUCGUCGGCGCACGUAAAAAGACACCGAUCGGCAGUGAGCAGCCUCGUGGCUCAGGUUUCCGAUAUGAGCGAUAGAGAGUGUAAAGUUGCAUUUGUUUCAGUUUCUGACCUCCUCGGUGGCCGUGGUCCCGCCGGUUGCGUGCGGUGUUUUGUUGCGUUUCGAGUUCGAUCAUAUUCAAGGUUUUUUGCUAACAUGAGAGAACGCUUUGAAAUUUAAAAUUUCCCUUCCAGUCACUUGUUGGCUUCUUCUCGCCGUCAGCUCUUGUCACGGCGUUCUCAACAGUCUUGUCAUGAUUCUAACCUAUCCGCCCUAUCGGAAAAGUGUCCGGCAAUCGUGUGCUGGGUGCAAAAACGUUUUAUGGCCGUGGGCCUCGAACUCGCGACAAUGAGUUUACAAACUGAGCAGAAAUGCAAAACAAAGGCUCUGCGCCACACAGGCUGUUGUCGGAGGCUGGUGCCAGGGAAGUGAAGUUACCCGUCGCCCGCAAGUUGUGUGAAAUUUGAUUAACCAGUGUUUGACCGAAAUAAAAAGAAAAGAUACGGAAUGAAAAGUACAUUUCGCCUCGUUUUCUGCGUCUCGUUCCUACUAUCUAUCGUUUGGUUGUUCGAUUCGGUCAACAUUCGUACACACACACAGACCCUCCAUCGAUCAUUUCGCCACGAACAACGAAAAUGACCGAAACGGAGACUAUUGUGAAUCCGCCGCAAGCGGUUUUCGAUCAAAUUGUCAAGUUGGUAAGCUUCGGAAUCAUUGUUUUUUGAGCGCAAUCGAAAUAUUAUUGUUUUCUUUGAAGACUGGCGAAACGGAAGAUUGGGGAUUUCAGCCGAACGACUACAACUUUUGGUCGCAAAACUUUGACAAGUUCUGGCUGGUUACUGUCGUCGAGAAAGGUUGAAAUUCGUCUACUUUCGAGGUGAAAUGUCUCAAGUUCAGGAAGCCAGAACCUGGUGGCCUCGGUGUCUCUGGCUCGUUGGGAUGGUGCGGACGGACCGCUCUUCUCCGUCGGACUCUUCUAUUGUGCCGUCAAGUACAGAGGCAGCGGCUAUGGCAAACCGAUUUUCAAGCAAGUUAUGGAUAUUGUCGGACAGCACAAUGCUACCCUAACUGGCGGUUUGUCGUUUCAUUUUGAUCGUGCUUGUUUUCAAUUGGAACUAUCGAUUUCAGUUGUGAACAUGUCGGACAAGUAUGCGAAGGAUUUCGGCUUCGACAAGAUGCCCUCGUUCUGGCACCUCUUCAGCAGCAUCAAAAUGGACGAUAUCGUGAUUCCGGAGCAGUUUUCCGAAAAGUUUGUGAGCAAAGUGUGGACUGACGUGGAUUACGAGGCUCUGACCGCUUACGAUCGAACAAUUUGUACCCGAGAUCGGAAGAAACUCAUGACUUCCUGGUUCGAAUUGAAGGACACCUUUACGAGAGUGAGUUUCUCUGAUUGUGGUUCUGCCGGAACGCUUUCCUUUCAGGUAGUUCUAGACGUAACCGGCCACCACAUCGUCGGCUACGGUACCAUUAGAAUCGUGUCGAAGAAGCGGCUGAGUGCGGCGCCGGUCUACGCCGAUUCUCUGGAAGCCGCCGAGGUUCUGCUGGCCGAUCUGCUCAAAAACAUUGAGAACUGGCGACAGUACGCGAGCAUCGGGUUCCUGUACCCCGAAGUGAACGGGGACGCGCUCAGACUCGUCGCAAAAUUCGCAAAGAGCAAGGAGCUGGUGUCGACGGGUCGAUUCAUCAGAAGUCAGUUCACGAAGACGUUCAUCGCUUCGCCCGACGAGAAAGUCUAUUCAAUGUCCGAUUGUGCUCAUCAGUUUGUUUAG